CGGAGAAUACAAACAUAUUUGAUUCCUUAUUUCCUUGGCACAAUUUUUUUUUUAGAAAGGAUAAGUUUUCAAAAGAAUUGUGUUGGAUUAAUAUGUCAUUUUUUGUCUGAAUAGAGAAAAAAACCGAAAACAUUUUGACAACCGUAAACUUUGCUAGUCUUACCCCUAAAAAUGUCUGGAGAGAUCAUAGUUGAUGCUUUGCCUUAUAUUGAUCAAGGAUAUGAUGAUCCUGGUAUUCGACAAGCGGCUGUUGAAAUGGUAGAAGAAGAAAUAAGACGUUUUCGACCAACGAAAAACUAUUUGGAAAAAAUUCCUAUUUUAAAUGUUACUUUAUUUGAAACAGAAGUUUUGCGACAUGAAUUUGAUCGAUUGCAGAAUCGCCUACCAAUGGAAGUUUUGAGCAUGAAACGUUAUGAGCUUCCUCCACCUCCAGCAGGGAAAUUGAAUGAUCUUGCAGCUUGGCAUGAAAGUGUUGAAAAUAGUUGUGCACAAUUAGAGCAUCAAGCAACUCGGAUUUGCAAUUUAGAACUGAUGAUAGUAUAUGGUUGUGAAGCUUGGAAAACAUAUUUGAAAUUAUUGACGAAGUCAGUUUCAAGCUUGCAAAAACAGAUUCAAGUUUAUAAGAAACUAAUUCAACAAGUUAAUUGGCAUAGAAAAUCUCUUCAAACACAAGGAGGCGAGAAAUUACGAGCUUUUGAAGCAGAAUGGGUGGCACUGGUAUCAAAAAAUUAUCAAAUUGAGCAAGCGUGUGUUUAUGUAGAAAAUAGCAUGAUAACCUUAAGUAUGCAAUAAAUUAUCCAAGUUAGUUAUUAA
This is a messenger RNA of Copidosoma floridanum, 813 nucleotides long. RefSeq names its product BCAS2 pre-mRNA processing factor (gene BCAS2). Gene Ontology annotation, cellular component: catalytic step 2 spliceosome; precatalytic spliceosome; Prp19 complex. Lineage: Eukaryota; Metazoa; Arthropoda; Insecta; Hymenoptera; Encyrtidae. The record is from RefSeq and is a predicted model, not a curated record. Gene Ontology annotation, biological process: mRNA processing.